This is a messenger RNA of Pelobates cultripes (western spadefoot toad), 40090 nucleotides long. The record is from the annotation of a GenBank genome assembly. Lineage: Eukaryota; Metazoa; Chordata; Amphibia; Anura; Pelobatidae.
CUGUAAUUGAUCACACAGCUCGUCCAGUGCAGCAACAAGUGCGUGCUCUGCUAUGCAGGUAAAAAUUGUGUUGUGCAUGGAGUGGUGCUCCCGUCCCGGUGUGGGAAUGGUCCGGUCCGGGGUGUGAGUGUCUGGGUGCCUGUGUCAGUGUUUGCUUCCUGGGCUGGGAUGGAGAGGGCGCUCAGGGGGACAUGGCGUCCUGUAUGAGAUCCAGGACUCUCAGUAAGGAUGAUGUUAACUAUAAACUGCAUUUCAGGAUGAUCAACGAACAGCAGGUAGAGGACAUCACCAUUGAUUUCUUCUACAAGCCCCACACCAUCACCCUGCUGACCUUCACCAUUAUCAGUCUCAUGUACUUUGCCUUCACUAGGUAAGUGCUGGUUUGGGGGUAGGUUUUUGGGAAGGGGGUGGGGUGGGGUGUCAUUUCCUUGCAGAGUCUGCCUGAUGGUGUACACAGCAUCAACCUCCUCUUUAACCCACACCCCUGCAGCCACUAAUCCAUCCAUGUGUCCUUUUAUAUAAUUUUAUGUUUUGUAAUAUUGGCUGCAAAAUUCAUGCAUUUUGGGUUAAGAGCUGUGAGCUGAGCCUACAAUUCCCAUCAUCCAUGACUAUGGCUGUCAUUGGGAGUCGCAGUGCUACAACAGCAGAGACAAUGAAUGUGAUAAAACAGUGAUAUCUUUGCAUGUGUGCACGGAAGGAGCUUUUAUAGAAACAUUGUAGGAUUGUAUGUUGUUAUUAUUUUAUUAUUUAUGUUCCUUUUUGAUUUGUAGCACAUCUUUUUAAAAUGUAGCAAUUCUAUCAAUGUAGCUCUGCAGAUUUAAAAAAUAAUAAUAAAAAUAAUAAAAAUAAAAAAAAAAUAUAUAUAUAUACAUACACACACUCAUGCAGCCAAGCACAUUUUCUAUUUUCCUUUAUGGGUUUCCCCAAACAUUGGCAGCAUUUCAGAAUAUUUUUUUUUUUUAUUUUGCAACUCUGUAUCAAAUUUAUAGCAUUUAAAAAAAAAAAAAAUGUAAGCACUAGUUCCAGCCAUGCAUAAACUAAGACUGCCCUGCAGAAUUCCUUAUUUUCCAUCUCUACAUGAACUCAGGGAGUCCUACAGAAUUCCAAAUCAUGUUUUCAAUAAGAAUUUUUUAUUUUUUGUGCAAUUCAGAGUUUACUAAACGAACCCUUUUUCUAAAAAAACAAAACUUGAUCAACCAUGGAGAUUUUUUUUGUUUGUUUGUUUCUUGUAUAAAGGCAUGGAUACCUUUUUUAUCUUUUGUCCUGUAAAGAAAACUCAGUGACUUCUAAUAGGUAGAAAAUUAUAUCAUAAUGACUUGGCAAUUUGAGAGAUAGUAUUGUACACACUGAAUUACACUAGUUGGUAAUGUGUAUUGUUGCAGGAUUGAUUAUAUAGAACUGUAUACCAACUGGCCCUUCUGGAUUGCUCCUGAUGAACAACGUCCACCCUACCUUUUUUUUUUUUUUAUUUUUUUUGGACUAGCACAUUCCAAUUAGUUUUCAGUCUUCUAGAAAACUUUUAAAAUAAUUUUAUUUACAUUAGUCACCAUUAAAAAUAAUGGAAAUGUUUGUAGAUAAAUAACUUGAAAAGUUUUUGUAACAGAUCGUGAUCAUUUGAAAAAUGUAUCCAAAAUUGUUAAAUCGAGGCCUUGGUGUUUAGUGCCCUGCAGCCGAGACGUGCUUAGGAGCAGCCUGCCUCCCCAAUCAGACUCUCCCCUACUCUUCAAUCUUUUUAAAAUGUCCCUCAAAACACAUCUCUUCAGAAAAGCUUAUGACCUCCCAGAGUAAUUUCUAUUUCACAAACCUGUCUCUUGCUCUCUCUUAAAGGGCCACACUGCACUCUCACCUUCCAGUAAUGCUCCUGUCCCACCUUGUCGUUACGUUUGCUAUCCCCUAUCGAUGCCCUUUCUAUUGUGUUUUUAUACUCCACCUCCUCUAGACUAUAAGCUCAUUUGAGCUUGGUCCUCAUCAACCUAUUGUUUCUGUAACAUUUUAUAAUUGUCUCAUUGUUAAAUUUUCCACUUUCAUAAUAUUUUAAAGCGCCAUGGAAUAAUUGUGCGCUAAAUAAUACCCAUCAGAGUGCUUGAGAAACACAUUGUGCAGAUGGCUGGCACAGAGAUGGUUAAUUACUCUGUCCUCAUUUGACCUCAUUGAACACAUGGGGGUUUUGUAUGUCAUAUCCCUUCCAAGAGCUUUAUUCACUAAAGAGUGAAAAUUGGGAAGCGUUAUCCGCAUUCAUCUCUACUUCCAAAUUAUCUGUCUUGUCCAAAUUAUUUCAAUGGACAUUUCUCUAGUUCUGUUUAUAGUGAAUAUACCCCGAAACAUACAAGUGUUUUACAAUGUGAUGCUGCAAAUCAGUUAAAAGACUGUCCUGUAGGUUCUAAACCUUUCAGCUCUUAAUGGAUUCAGCAUGGAUAUCUGAUCCCCAGGGUAAUAGGCACAUGCAGAGUGCAAUCUGUGACUCUCUGCUUCAAUAUAGCAAUUUAGUGUCCUUCAUGGGCUAACGUGACAUGUUGAAAACACAGGGCCUUUGAUUAUAUCUGUAGCUUGGAUCUAGAAAAAAGUGUAGAGUAAAUGUGUGGUUCCCUUUUAAAUGAAAAUAUUAUAUAAAUAGUGCCAUCUGGGAAAAAAAUAAUAAAGGUUUGUUAUCGGCAGUAAAAAUAUAAUUGAUGCCUUUUUGCUAGGCCUAAAGAGGCUGCUUUGUAAAUAGAUCCUCAGUAGGAUCACAUUUAUGAUAUAAUUAGCUGCACGUGAUGUGGGUUUUGUAACAGUAAUGUUGUUUGCCUGGCCUAUUGACACAUUCGUAGCAUUGACAGGUGGUACACUGUGUGACGUAACAGGCCAAUGCUAAUGGGGACCCAUGAUGCUUUUUUGAUGCAUAUUAUUGGAUUGUUUGUGAUAGCUGCUACUAAAUGUUUGAUUUUUCAAAUGUUUGCAGAUUGUAAUAUAAAUUGAGAAUCAUUCUCUCUGACUAAUAUGAAUUUGGUUUAUCCACUAAACCUUGCAUUGGAAACUAAAUUGUGAAAUUUGGACUAAGAUAGCUGAACUAUGACAGAAUUUUAUACACCAGCUCUUUUGGCCUGAAUGUAGCAAUUUGAUCUUUAGUUCAUUACAGCUCAGUGUUUAGUGAAUAAACUCCUUCAUAAUUUUGCUCAGGGUUUAUUUUCCAAUAUUCCUAACAAUUUAGUGUCCCCAUUGAUAGUUGUUUUCUCCCCAUCCUCCACGUGGGCAAAAAAAUAACAUAAAGAUGAAUUACCUUUUUCCAGCGCUUUGGCUCCCUCUCUGCCUUCCGCAAUGCCAUGGAGCAGGCAUGGUCUCCUCCAUGAUUGUCCAAUCCAAUGUUCCCCAUAGAGGAGCAUUGGGGACCUGAUGUGCAUGCGCGUGAGUGCUGCAAACGCAUACAAACUUGAACUAGUGAUUUUACUAUGGGAGCUUCCACGUCACAUGACGUUGAGUUUUACAACUAAAAAAAAAAAACUAUAGUGAUCCUUUUAAUUGGGAAAUGUUUGAGAAUUUAACAGGGAAUUGCAGGAUUUAGGCCAAAAUAAUAUUAGAACUGUUUUGUGAUUCAAAUAUUUUUCCAGCUUUGCUAGUGAUUGUUUAAAGUGAACCUGUAAUAACAGGUUCAUUUUUACUGAUAUAUCGUAGACAAUGAAUACAUUGGUUGUAGACAGGGACAAUAAGCCGAGUUAUAGUAUUAGUGGUGUAAGUCGGUUGUGGUGUCCCGAAACAGACGAUCAGGUAGGCCUGGAAAAAAGGGCCCACCAAACUUCAGUGGCUUGAUAAAGUGAGCGGUGGGUGGGCUGAACCAAGCAGUAUUGGCUCAGUGGAAAGUAAGGCCCGUGUAUUUAUAGCCUUGGAAACCCUUCCCACAACUGUUUAUCAUAGAGAGAAAUUUGUAUUCAAUGUAACGUUUUUAGCCAUUAAACCCACUUACGUUUGGUCUGUCUCUACUAUGUUUGUAGCUCACUGGGUGCUAAAUUACACCCACCUCUCGUGUAUUCUACCCCCAUUCAGAUUUUAUUUGCCAUGACUAGAGUUCCAAAGCUAGGAAGUUCUCUGCUAUAACACUGACACGCUGGCUUCAUAAUUAUUUUUUAUAAAGCACCAACAAAUUCCGCAAUGCUGUACAAUGGGUAGACUAACAGACGAGUUGGACGCACAGUAACAGAGGGGUUGAGGCCCCUGCUCCAUGAGCUUAUAUGCAUUGGCGUUAGAACGGAGUGACAUCAGUCAUUAGAAAUCCCACUUGAAUGAUUUAUCCCUUCUUUGUAAAGUUUUGGGUCAGAACCAACGUUUACAUGAUCUGUAAAAUUGUAUUGUUUUAUUCUUUUUGUCUGAUUCUGGGAUGUGAUUGCCUGGCUCUACUGCGGGCUGUAUUGAUACAAUUUCCUCCCAUUUCCCUGAUACUGCUUCUGGUUUCAGUGCAUGAGAUCACUCAUACCGGAGGCUAUCUCAGAAUUCAGCUUCUAUUUAUUUAACCAAAAAAAAAGAGACCUGUAAAUGUAUCAUUACUGUUGAACUGAAAGAGGAAGUCUGUGCCUUAGGAUAAAAAAAAAAAAAUACAAAAAAUGCCAGGCCUUAAUUUUUAACAAAUCUGCUUUAAGCCUUUUUUUCAGUUCAGUAUUAGUGGAAUUUGUGUUCACAUGUGAGUGCAGAUGACUGAGCUCUCUUAUGCAUUUAGGACUCAGUUUAGAUCUUUAAUUUUCUAGAAUGUUUUAAAGCUUGUAAUGUACCACAUCCCCUGAUGUCAAGGUUGUCUGCUCGCUAUUUAGUAAAUAAAUGCCCAUGUGUGGGUAUCAUCUUGUCCUCUUUGUCUAAAUCACUGUUGAUUUAAUGAAAAGCGGCAAGACUCCAGAUCAAUUGCACUAUCCAUCAUAUGACAAACUGCACCUGAGCAGUGUUAACGGACACAGAGUAAAAUGAUCCAGGCAUUUUGCCAGUAGAAUUUAGAGAUGGGGUAUUAAACCUUCAAACUCGAUGUAUUAUUGGACUGUGUUUCCCAGAAUUAUGAGACUGAGAAUUCAGGGAAAUGUAGUCGAACAACAGCUGGAGGUGGCAGUCUUCAAGCACUGCUUACAGCAUGUGAAGCAAAUAUUGUAUGUUUUUCAUACAUAGUUAGGGCAAGCCAAAGGAAGCUUUUGUAUUCUAUAAAAGAAUUUGAAUGCAGAAUUUUGCCAAAAACAAUAUAUAAAGGAAUAGUCACUAUUUGAAGUCUGUUGUGCUAGGAAAUGUUUGUUAGUUAUAGAUGUGUAUGAUGCUUUUCUGUAUGUAUGUAAGAUUAAAAGGACAUUCCAGGCACGCACACAUGUCUUGUUAGGGUACGCUUAUGUAUAUAUAUAUAUAUUUUUUCCUUAGUUCUUUAUUUUUAAUAAUUUUAUUAUUCCACAAGCCCAGUCUUUUUAGGCACCUUAUUUAUAACCUUCUGUGUUUCACCUUUUUCUCCAAAAAUACUGUUGUGUGCAUUUCUGGGAGUUGUAGUUUAUUUUUAUUAAGCUUUCUGUAUUAGUAAACCAACUGGUAAACUACAACUCCCUGGAACCCUAGCUGCACCCAGGUCUUCUCAGGAAGUUAAAGGGUAACUCUAUCCCAUUGUAUAACAUGUAUUUAUUUUGUUUUAAAAACUGUACUGGAAAUAAUUCACUAGCUUCCCCUCCCCACCCCCAUAACACCUUGUAAAAUAAAGACUGAACUUACCUGGAAUCCAACGCUGGGUUGGAUCUCCUCUCAGUGGUUUCCACUCCCCCAUUGACAUCAUUGAUCCAUGCUUGUGGGCCAAUCAAAUGCAUUUCAUUGACCUGUUCUACUGGCUCAGUGCAUGUGUGCUCUCGGCUAGGGAGGGUAGAAGCAGGGACAAAAUAAAGGAGGCCCCGCCCAGCAAUUUAUGAUUGUAAGGACUCUGAGAUGGCGGCAGGACUAAAACAAUGACAUAGAUGAGCUGAGAUGUAUUUUAAUUUAACUUUUUUGUUCAUAGUUGACAUUAGCCAGACUGGAACAGUGUGCAGGGAGUGCAGCGUUUCAAGCCACACGUACCGACUCCUACCACUAAAAGCAGAAGUGGUCAUGGUGGGUGAAGUAACCAUUUAAGUGAGGAGUUGAGUGACAUACUGGUUUGGUGAGAGCUUACUCCAGAAUAUGCACAGCUUGAUGUUUUUCAUCAAAUACAGAGACUUCAAAGGGGAAUUCUAUGCACCAUAAUCACUAUAGCUUCCUGUAAUGUUUGUUGCCAGCAUUCCCAUUGCAAUGGCAUCCCUCAAUUGCUUUUGAGCAGUCCUGUAUUUAGGUGGCAUUCAUUGACCAAGCUCCUCAUUUAAUGCUACCAGCUUUGAAAAGAAUUGAAAGUAUUAAAAUGGGCACUUGGGGACUCACAAUAGUGGAACAAUGCCACAAAUCCACAAGUUUUCAAUGUAACAAUACAAGAAAUAAAUAGUCAGAAGGUUCAAAUAGAACAGAGCACGAUAUUUCAUGAUACAUAAGGCAACAAACAAGCAUGUCAGAAUAUAGAGUACAAUUCACCCCAAGUCAAACCAGGAAAAAGCAAGCAGUUAAAAGGGAGUUAAAGAGAACGUGGAUAGGUAGAGGGGAAAGUACAAAACAAAAACCUACAAAACCAUGCAAGGUGAGCAAGGCCCAGAACCCAAGACUGUGGGUCAUUUUUCAGUCAGACAUGUAGUCGCAAGAUAGGGCAGCCAUGAGUACCAUAAGUCAUGCUUUACCUAUGUAGUUUGGAAGCAGUCAAGUUCUCCAUGGAUCUAAUUUCUGCCACCUUCUACAUCUAUUGAGUGAGGGACAGGGUGGCACACUGCCACUAGACAAACAUGGAUAAGCACAUAACAGCAUUUAGGAAAUGUCAGGCUUUCCUUAUAUUUUGAAAGGAGUUGGGAAGUCAAAUGGAGAAGCAUCACCAUGGUAGUAAAAGGAGGUGGAUCCUCUAUGUUCUCAGUCAGUUGGGGAUGUAUCAUGCGCCAGUAUGUUUGGAUCACUGGAGAAUGCCAUCACUGGAGCAGUAGCGAGCCAACCUACCCCCAGCACCGCCAGCAUUAUUAAUUGUGUGCUGUACCAUUUGUGAAGUAGCUUAUAAGUAGAUUACAUUUUUGUAAAACUCUGGCUCCAUUGGCAUUUCUUUUUCGGUAUAAUGCUUUAACAAAAUUUAAAAAAAUUAAAAAAACAAUGCCAAGCAUUUUGGACAAUGGCCUCAGCUAUAACUGGACUGACUACAAUUGAAUUAGCCUUUUCAUUUAUUUUUUUUUCCAUUUUUUUUCUAUGAUUAGAGUGGAAGGAUAGCCUUGGCAAACAGCACAUUUUAUAAUCUUUGCAAAUAUGUAACUGGUUGAUAAGCAGGUUUUGCAGUUUGGUCGUUUCAAAGCUAGAAGGAUUAACAAAGCAUGCUGUUGCUUUUUCUAAAUGUCUGCAUUCUGUUCAGAACCCUGUGGUCUAUUGUAUGAAGGUUCUCCUGUCUGCUUAAUAUUUUGAGAUUGCUCGACCUGAGUGGCCCUUUUCUUGUGUUAUUUUUUUUUUUUUUUAAUAUAAUCGGAAGUAAAACUGUUCUGAUUUUUGUUGCACUGAUGGAAAUUAGAACCAAAAACUAUUUUUACUCCGCUGAAGCAUAUUACAUCUUAAUGCAAGAUGAAGAACAUUAGUCAUUUGUGUUAACCUUUUAAAAGGAGUAUUGAUCCAGGUGAAAUUAAAGUCCCCUUCAUCUAAUGCCAAUUUUCAGUAAAAACAGGAGGAAGUAUUUGUUCACAUUCCAUUAUUCUUUGAAUUAGGUUUUUUUUUUUUUUUUUAAAUUCUUUAUUUAGUUCAGGUUUUGUAUUUCUCAGUAAACAAGGUAGGGUUUACACAAAAGAGAAGGGAUGUGAAAAGGUGCGUUCAUAGUUUUACAGUUUUGCAUUCAGAUUCAUAGGUAGUACAGCAGGAUAUUGGUAUACAAUCCAUUAAAUGGUCUUUCCAGAGGGUGGUGCUAACAGUCGUGCCCUGUGUUGCUUAAUAGUGAUAUUCCUAUGUCCCCCCUUGGAGGGGAGGACAUUCUAGAUUUCACUGAGCGUGGGCUAUUUCUGUACCUAUUGCUUGUAUAGCAGUAUGUCAUAUCAGGGGUAACAGGAUAAAGGCUGGGGGUAAGGGUGUGUGUACAUUUUAUAAACAUUUAGGUUUGCGCACAGUUUGUCACAGUACGGUCUAUCCCAUAUUGUUGAGUUGUUAAUGCACAGAGGGGUAUGUUUCGUAUGGUUGAGGGGAUAUGUGGUCGGAUCUGACAUGGUGUAGUAGCUCUAGUGUCUCCUUACGCCGUGUGGGGUCCUGCAGAAUGGCUUGUUUUCCUGUUGUUGUUGGCUCUAUAAUGUCAAGGGUGUGUUAUCAGAUGUACAUUUACUCUAUUUGGUUCCUAGGAGGGUGUGUAUUUCUGGGGGUGAUGAGCUGGGGCAGCAUAUUGUGUCCCCAUAGAUGCAGUUGGGGUGGUCAGAGGGGGCCAGCCCCUCAUGUUGUGACUGAAUUAGGUUUUUAAACAUAGUUUGCUUGUACAUGAGUGAUAGAAUUACACAAGGCCAAUAACUUUCACAGUAUGGUCCACCAUGGACUAGGGUGUAACUGACUGGGAGACUGUCUCAAAUAGGUUCACUUCAUACCUAUCAUUACUAUUUACAAAGUAUCAACAUAUGGCAUAUACAAGUAAUUACAACGAUAAGAGGGUUACAACACUGGGUAUAACCAGAUCCAGUUAGCUCCUUUACCUAUACCGCCUACCCUCCCUCUGCAUCCCCCUCCACACACACACACACACUCCUCCCACCCAACUCUUAUUGUUUUAUCUUUUCCUCAUAUCACUAUGGGGAGCUCUCUCAGCUGUUUAUAUAAAGCUACCUCAUUCAUUGUUUGCUCUUUUUUGUUAAUCAUUUAUUGGCCUGCUGAUAUUAUAGUCAUGCUGUUUACGUGUAUCUGUAGUUCCAUGUAACUCUAACCCAUACUCUGCUAGUCUGCUACUCACUUAUAGGUUGGAUUUAUCGUAUGUUCUGUUGUGAUCUAAAAAAAAAAGUGCCGUGUUUUAGACACACUUAGCUGAUCUUCUUAUUAAUCAUUGAUUUGGCUAUGAUGUCUUACUACUCUUGAAUGCUAAGCUAUGCGCUGCAAAUAUAAUUAGAAAGAGUUUUACAUACAGGGCCCUGCUCAGACUAGCUUAUGGUUUAAACCAGGGGUGCCCAUAUGUUUUAAAACUACAACUUCCAUGACGCUUUGCAAUUCUACAGGCAUUCUAAAGCCAUUCAAAGCAUCAUGGGAGUUGUAGUUAAACAACAUCUGAGGAUCUACCUUUUGAGUACCCCUGAUCAAUGCUAAAGUGAGUGGGGUAUAAUUUCACAAAAAAAGAAGCUUGAUUGCUAGGUGUAGCAAGGUAUGUUUGAUUACUAGGUAUGACGGUAAAAAAUAUAUAAAAGUUGAAUUACAUUAGGAAUGGAGAAUGUGAAGUUAAACUUUUAAAUCAAUGGGGAAGUGAGAAUAGUCAAGAGGAAAUCUGUGAUACCCCACAUAAAGUCAAAUAAUAGAGUAAAUGGGGAUGUAGGAAAUGCCUGCCAAACCACUAGAUUGGUGGAAGACCAACAGGCCAUCACACCAUAACCUAGUCCUAGGUAAUAGGCUGUGGUCCUGGAACUGUCACUUAUACAACUAUUUAAAAACAGAGGGGGCAUUACAGCUCCAUCAGUAUUAAAUACAGGUCACGGUUGCCUAAAAUUAUUGGUGGUGCAUAACUGUUAUUUUAUUUUAUUUUUUUAUUUUUUUGUGUGUUUUAUAAUCCCUAUGUACAUUUUAAACAAAUCAUAUGGAUUCCUACACUCUGAUAAUUUUGUCCUCUUUAGAUUUAAUAUGUAUUUACCAAAUCGGUGUGUUUUGGCACCAAUAAAUAUGUGCAUUCCCAUCAUUACGCUUCUUUAUUCUCCGAUAUCACUUUUGUACUUAAUGUGAGUUUUAUUUAUUUCACUUUAGAGAGAACACAAGCCAAGAAGACAAUAUUUGGAAAGGCAUAUUAUCAGUCAUAUUUUUCUUCUUAAUUAUCAGUGUGCUUGCAUUCCCAAAUGGUAAUGUAUAUAAAUAAUUAUAUCCAAAAAUAUGUGUGUGUAUAUAUAUUUUUUUCUUUCUAGAAAUUUCUGAUCUAAUCUACAAUUAUAUAUUGUACAUCACUUUAAUUUCACUUGUAGUGGGAGUGUUUACACAAUACUUUCUGUAGUUGUGGACUUAGUUUAGUUAUUUUUUGUGUUUUAUUUUAAUCCUGCUAAAUAUAUUGCACCAUUUUUAGCCACAAAAUGAUGCCCCUGUACCUUUGAUUCUGUUAGAAGGUUAAGCCAAGUAUCAUAACCCCUACAGCUCCUGAUCUCCUUGCCAUUCAUCAGCUGACUUCUCUCAGUGAAUAAGUGCAAUUCUAUGCACAGAAUUGACAUUAGCCAGCCUGGAGCUCUGGUUCUGGGCUAAUGAUGUUGCCAGAAGUGCAGUUACAUCUCCAGCACAGAGUUUUUAAAAAUGCUGCACACACAUACUCCAGACACCAUGACCACUUCAAAUCACUGAAUUGGUCAUGGGGCUUGGAGUAACCUUUUAAAUAAUCUUUUACUGAUUUUUUUUUGUUUGUUUGUUUUUUAAUGCAAAAUUACAAUCAACAGAUUUUCUUAUGAAAAAAAUUAUAUACACAAGUUCCAGUUAUUGAAAAGCGACAUAGGUGAAUAAAUUGUGCACAGGUAGUUUUAUGUAAGUUAUAGUAAUCUAAUCAGUGGUUAUGGUCUAUUCCAGCAGUUAUUUUGUAACUCCAAGCCAACAGCAAUUUAAAUAACUGAUACACACCACGUGGGGCAGGAAGCGUUCACUUUCAGAUCCUUAUUUGUUGCUGAAUUGCUUGCACAAGUUUAAGCAUUAAUUAGCAUUGCGGUUACAUUUCACUGAUACACAGUAGUACCAAACAUGGAACAUUCUGGCUAAGUUACAGUGUUGAACAAUCUGCGUAAAUCGUAACUUUCUUUAUUCUCUCCUGUUCCAGGCCCCUUUACAAGACCACAUCCUGCUCUCUGGAGAAUGGUGUUUGGUAAGUGAUAAGUCAGGCUCUGAUCCAUUUUAAAUUCUAAUGUUGAGCUCUUUAAUUAAAUCACUAGAUGCUGACAAUAAGCAGGGGCAUUAAACUGUGACCACCAAAUGUUGUCUGCUGCUCCCAGAAUUUGGGGAUUUUUGGUCCAAAAACAUAUGUCUGACACCAAAAUUGUACCAAUGGAUCUGAUAGACUUUCAUUAAAAUUAGUAUCUAUAAGGGGUUUACCAUGUUGUAGAAUAUAUGGCUGUUGAUCCAAAGAAGCAGCAUAGCUCAUUAUUGUUGUUCACUCUGCAGGAAUUCUAAUGUAAAACAUUUCCUAUUGAGUAAAAAAAAAUAAAAAAUUAUUUCUUACAGAAUCUCAUUCACUUGAAAUAAGUGGGAGGAGUUUAGUGUAGAUAAAAAUGCAAUUUAAAAAAAAUCUUGUGUUAUUCGAAAUCCAUGCAGAAAGGCAGUGGUCUGUGUGCCAGGUCCAGCUAGGCUUAACCCAUUCUUUUAUAAACAUAGCAGUUUCUCUGAAACUGCUAUGUUUAUCAAUGGGUUAAGCCUUCCCCCAAUUCCUCUAGUGGCUGUCUCAUUGACCGCCGCUAGAGGCGCUUGCGUGAUUCUCACUGUGAAAAUCACAGUGAGCGCACGCAUGCGUCCAUAGGAAAGCAUUGAUAAUGCUUUCCUAUGAGACCGGCUGAAUGCGUGCGCAGCCAGCCGCAUGGGAGGAGACGAGGAGGAUCGGAGGAGAGCUCCCCGCCCAGCGCUGGGAAAAGGUAAGUUUUUACCCCUUUCCCCCUUCCAGAGCCGGGCGGGAGGAGGACCCUGAGGGUGGGGGCACCCUCAGGGCACUAUAGUGCCAGGAAAACGAGUAUGUUUUCCUGGCACUAUAGUGGCCCUUUAAGCUAGUGAGCCCAAAUGGUAGAACCCUGUUUUUGUUCGCCAUUCUGAAGUUCUACAUCCUCUGUGGAUCUACCUUUUGGACAGCCCUGGUUUUAAAGGUUUCAGUUGGCACCAACGUCAUGUGUGAAUCACAAGACACAUGAAAGGGUUUAUUUACAAAGGGCUGAGACGAAAAGAGAAUCACUGCCAAGGGCCUUUUGGACCCAGGCGACUCAAAUCUGUGAAACAUUCCAAGUACUUGAGUUCACAAUUUUUUUUGCUGGCCUAAUCUAUAGUUUAAAGGAGCAUUCCACGGGGAUUUUUUUAUUUAAAUAAUCACUAUGUAUUAGAAAUACCCCGAAUGAUCACAAGUAAUUUUUUUUUAUUUUUUUUUUUAUUUGCUGCAUGUAGCUGGGGGUACAAAAAAAAGUUUGCAAAAGCUGUAGCCUAUGCAAGCCCUCCUUGCUGGGGGCAAGCCUCUGCUUCUUAGCUGCAACCACAUAGACACUGAAGCGUGGCGAGGGGAAAGCUGAGGAGGAUGCAGGAGCAAGAAACAAGGAUGGGAAUGAGCGUCCUGUGGACGCACGGCGCACACAGGCUCUAAGAUUUAAAGGAGGCAAUGGCAGGCGCGCUCUAGCAGAUUGGAACUGCCACUAUCAUUAGCUGAGUGAAGCUAACGGAAGGAAGAAGAAAAGCUCCCUGGCUGUGUUUUACAAUUUAUUUAUAAAAGUGCUUAUUUGUCAAAGAAAUAGGCACUUUUCUAAAGUGCUACUAAAAUGGGAUCCUCCUUACCCAUAAAGCACUUCAUCAACCUCAAGUGCUUUACGGGUGUGAGUGGUCUGUAAAGACACUGGAAUUAAAUUCUGGCAAACAAAAAGAUCUUCAGUGAAUACUAAAGUUGCUGAGGGCUCUGCCCACUGAUACUUUGUUGAGUUGUUAGUUAAUUGAGCCUCGUGUACCUACGACUGGAUAUUGUCAUUGUGGUCACUGAAUUAGUCAGUUGGCUGUGUUUAGUGAAAAUGUAACCUCUUGGUGACAUUCAUGGUCCGGUUUUCUUUUUGCAUGUUAUUCAAAAUCCCGUUUCCAUUAUGUCUGAUGCAGAACAUGUAUCAAUUUUCAGGUCUCAGUGUACUUUAUUUCCUGUUCCUCAUCUUCUUGCUGUUCUUGAACUUUGAACAAGUGAAGGCUGUCAUGUAUUGGUUAGACCCAAACCUUCGUUUUGCUACACGCGAAUCUGAUAUCAUGGUGAGUACCUGAUUUUUGACAUUUCCUGUAGGAUCAAGGGUGGCAAAUGGGUCACUCUCCUAUCGUGAAGCUACAUUUGUUACUUUCUCUCUUUCAAGUACAGUACUUGACAAAUCAUUAUCGUUUCUAUCGUUCCAAUUUAUUGGAAUGGUUUAUUGUUGGCUGCUGGUUGGUUUUGUUGUUUUUUUAUUUAUUUUUUUUUAAUGGGAAACCGUGAUAAGUUUAUUAAAUUGUUAUGGUAUUUUCAUUAAGUUUAGUUUGAUGAUGAACAUUUUAACUGGAUACUCCAGGCUGAAGGUUGCUAAUAAUUAUGUUAAUACAUUAUGUACAACAUAUUAAAGUGAUUAAAAACAAAAUACAUAUGAUGUUCCUGCAGUUGUUGUAAACUUUAUCCCUCUAUCCCUAGGAACAUAAAUAAAGCAACCUCUAUCACACAAUGCUUUUUUUUUUUUUCUGGUGAUUAACCAUAGGUAGGUAAUGUAACAUCCGACAUUGUGGAGAAUCCACAAUACUACUUUGGCCAUUAUUUCCACCUAAUAUGUAUUUUUUUUUUUUCUAUAUAUAGCUUCAAUAUAUUACUAGAACUGAUGGUACUCUGGAAAACUGCAAUUUGAAAUAUUCUCGUAGAUUCUUUUUGCAGUUACUGUGAUGCUUCAUUCUCGUUAAUGUACAAUUUUUGCGGAAUGACCACUGGAGAUGUUUACGUUCCGAGUUCUGGUGAUUCCCUAACCGUUACUUAGGUUGUGAAUGUCCCAACAUUGCAAAUUCUUUUAACAUCCGUGAUCUCCUUGUAUGUAGGAAUAUGCUGUGAAUUGCCACGUUAUUACUUGGGAGCGAAUACUAAGCCAUUUUGACAUAUUUGCAUUUGGACACUUUUGGGGAUGGGCAAUGAAAGCUUUGCUGAUCCGGAGCUACGGACUGUGCUGGACAAUAAGCAUCACAUGGGAGCUGACAGAGGUACGUGUGUUACAUGUGGCAAUAUUGCUAUAAAGCUUGUUUGCAGAGUUGAAUGGCCUCUUUGCGGUUUACAUCCCAUGCCUUAAAUCCGUGUUGGCCAACAUAUAGUUCUCUAGUUGGUGUAGAAAAAGAACAUCCUUUGUCUCUUAGCUAUGAGCACAUCAAUGUGCAUCACCGUAUCCAUGUAUUUUAAUCUAAUUUUAUAUAGAGCUGAUGGAUAUGCUAGCUUCCAAUAAUUAAACCAUAGUUCUUCUUGUUAAAUGUUUUUCCUCGAAACUCUGCUUCAGUUCGUAUACAUUUAUGAUAUUUCUUAUGUGAUACCUAUGUGUGGAAGAGUAGAGACUUUAACUCUUGUCACUGGUCAAAAUAUACAUAGAAAAUCAGUGGUAACCAAUAGUGGUAUUAAAUUAUACACAAAAUACAAAUUUCAAAUCUACAUAAAACUCUUGUGGCAAAUGAAAAAUGUGAUUUUUCUCACAGUUUGGGCAUAUGUUAAAUUCCCCACUGCAAGAAAUACCACAGAAUCAGAAAUAUUUACUGUAGAUCAUGGUCCUUUCUGAUUAAUUUUUUUUUUCCGUAAAGGCCCUACUUCAUCUCACAUCCUUUCAGGGCACGAAGUAGCAGUAGGACACCUGAAAAAUAGUAAUUGUAUUAAAUCAGACCUAUUACCUCUCUAGAAGUUACACUAUUGAAUAAAAUAUUGAAAAACACGUCCUUAACAUACUUUUCACAUAAUGCUCCAUGGGCUUUUUUUUUUUUUUUGUACUGUAUAAUAAAGAUUUAGCAAGUGAUAUCACAAUCCAGUUCAGUCUAGGCACAGUAAGGGCACCCAAUGAAAAUGAGGAGGACAACAGAAACAUUGUGUCAAUUUCUCCCCUUGCAAUAAUAAAGGGCAACCUUUUAUAAUGUUGAUUGUCAUUCAAGGCAAAUGAGGGAAAUUCUACAUAAAAAUAUAAUUGCAAAAUAUAGGAGAUAAGUAAACAUUAAAAACCAUGGAAGGUGACUGCUAGCGUGAAUUAAAUUUGUUUGUAUACUUUUUCAGCUGUAAUGCAGCUGAGAACAUCCUUAUUAUUAUUAUUAUUAUUACUAUUAUUAUUACUAUUAUUAUUAUUAUUAUUAUUACUAUUAUUAUUAUUGGCAUUUAUGUAGCACCAAAUUAUUAAGGGACAAAUUUAACAAUAAAUGAGACAAUUACAAAAUGUUACAGGAACAAUAGGUUGAUGAGGACCCUACUCAAACGCGCUUAUGAUUAGUCACGGAACUUUGUCUUUCCUCAAGGUUUACAUUUUUGUAGAUGUCCUGGUUUAGGACACAUUUCCUCCAUGUACCUCUGUUUAGUAACAUAUAUUCUCUUUCAUGUUAGCUGUUUUUCAUGCAUCUUCUUCCCAACUUUGCCGAGUGUUGGUGGGAUCAAGUGAUUCUGGACAUUCUCUUAUGCAAUGGAGGUGGCAUUUUUCUUGGUAUGAUCGUUUGUCGCUUUUUGGAGAUGAGAAGUUAUCACUGGGCAAGUUUUAAGUAAGUUGAUACGCAAUUAUUAAUACAGCUUUGGAUUUCUUGGACUGAUCAAAUUACUGUGUUCUAAAUGUCAUGUACAUUUUAUAGCAUGUGGUAUGUGCUAAUUUUUGUUUUCCAAUAACAUCACUGGAUUAAUAAUUCUAUCCCAAACGAUGCAAUUAUAAUUAACUUACAUAAAGAAUCAAAUUAUUAAAAUGAACACAAAAUAAACAUCAUGCUUGAUGAUUUCAGAGAUUUCCAACAAUGAACCGGAGUGAAAUGACUGAUUAUUAUAGGGUUAUUCACUAAAAUGCAAAUUCUAAGUAACAUUGUAGUGUCAGGAACACAUACAUGUGUUAAACCAACUAUUUAGGUGACCGGCCCUUCGAUCUCUGUGAAAAGGUUAUUUUGCCCAUCUUUUCUCCCAUGGCGCUCCGGUCUCACCGUGGCGAGUUCUGCCUCCAUGGCUGAGAUCAUUAAACUUGAUGAUCUUUAUUAAUCCAAUGCUUUCCUAUAGGAAAGAAUCUUCUUGUGAAUAUUCAUUGAAUUAACACUGCUCUAUAAAGGAACAUGCUCUGCAUGGAGGCGCUGAAUGCCAGUGCUGCACACUGUACCUCUAGUGGCCGUCUGAGUGAGUGGCACUCCGUGAAAAGGCAGUGUCUACAUUAAAAAGCUUGCAGGGACAGGAUAUAGACGCCAUAUCCACUACAUUUAAGCUGCAGUGGUUCUGGUGAUUAUAGUGUCCACUUAAGGCAGAAGCAGCCCAAAAUGGACACAUUCUGUAAGUCAGCCAUGCUUCCAAUUUGGCUAUUUCUGACUUAAAUGUGGAAUUGACUUUGAAUUCACUUAAUUUUCUCGAUUUAGUGUUAGUCUUUUUAAAUCAUAACAUGAAUGGGUUUAAAUAAAGCUACAUAUUACGUAGUAGUCUAUUGCUACUAGAAGCUAUAGAAAUGUAGUCUGAAAAGUCAUGAAAACUACAUGCUUGUUCGUUCACCUACUGUAAAGCACUGCGAAAUUUGUUGGCGCUAUAUAAAUCAUAACAUAAUAAAGCGUUAAAAAAAAAAAAAAAAAAAAGUCACCGCUAUGUUUGUGCUCAUUUGCAAACAUUGCAUGGCACUCUGGGAUUUUCAGAUCUGCGUGUUUGUGUAGCAGAUGUUUAAAAAGUUUUUUUAUUUUUUUUUCAAAAAAGCUCCUUAUCAAACGUGAGCACUGCUCAGCAGUUUGAUUUGGGCCAAAGUUGUUUAGGUAAGUGCCACUCAAAGACCAUCUUUAAAAGUAACGCUGCAUUAAAAAAAUAUAUAUUUUCCUCCAAACACACAAAUGUGUACUUUCACUGCUAUCUCCAAUAAAUAUGGAAGAAAAAUGUUUCCUAUUUUUUUUUUUUUUUUUAUACUUUUAGUAACUGCUUAAUUAUAUUGCCUUGAAUAGAAAAAAAUAGCUUCACAGCAUCUUAAACAUAAAUCAUGAAUAAAUAAUUAUGCCUUGUGUUAUGGGAAUAUUUAUAGGUACUGCAAUAUAAAUAAAAUACAAGUUUUGAACAAAUUCUAUUUUCUCCGAACAUUCUGUUUCAUUAUUUAUAUUUUCUUAGAACAACCUUUUUAUUAAUUUAUAUAUGUUUUGCCUCUCUAAAGGGACAUUCACACCACCACCGGGAAAAUAAAGCGAGCAGUAUUGCAAUUCACUCCAGUAAACUGGAUCUAUGUCAGGUGGUUUGAUCCCAAGUCUUCAUUUCAAAGAGUUGCUGGUGUCUAUCUUUUCAUGAUAAUUUGGCAGGUAAGUGGGACAUAUAUGUCCAAGUAGUAAUUUUAUAAUUCUAAAUAUUACCCUGUAAUGGUAAAAUUGUUAUCGAAUGUAUUGAACAAUCUACUGAGCAUAAAUGUAAAGAUACAUAUACACUGAUCAGCCACAACAUUAAAACCACUGACAGGUGAAGUGAAUACUAUUGAUUAUAUUUUUACGAUGGCAGCAAGUGAACAGUAAAAAUUUAAUGUGUUGGAAGCAGGAAAAAUGGGCAAGCAAAAAGAUCUAAAUGACUUUGACAACAGGUAAAGAGUGAUGGCUAGACAACUGGGUAAGAGCAUCUCCCCAAUGUCUUGUGGGUGUUCCUGGUGUUCAGUGGUUAGUACCUACUAAAAGUGAAGGACAACCAGUGAGCCAGCAUCCGGGUCAGUGAUGCACAUGGGGAGCAAAGGCUAGCUUGUGUAUUCCAAUUAAACAGAAGAGCUUCUGUAGCUCAAAUCGCUGAAAAACUUAAUGCUGGCCAUGAUCGAAAGGUGUCCGAACACACAGUGCAUAGCACUUUGCUGCAUAUGGGACUGCAUAGCUGCAGACGGCUCAGAGUGCCCAUGAUGAUCCCUGUCCACUGCUGAAAGCGCCUCAAUAGAAACGUGAGUGUCCGUACUGGACGAUCAAGCAAUGAAAGAAGGUUGCCUGGUCUGAUGAGUCACGUUUUCUUUUAGAUCAGGUGGGUGGCCAGGUAAAUGUGCAUAAUUUAACUGGGGAAGACAUGGGUGCGCUGUGGGAAGAAGGCUGGCUGGCUGAGGCAGUGAUUUGGGGUGGGCAAUAUUCUGGUAGGAAACCUUGGGUUCUGGUAUUCAUGUGGAUGUUACUUUGACACGUGUCACCUACCUAGAGAUUGUUGCAAACCACGUACACUCCUUCAUGGCAAUGGUGUUCACGGAUGGCAGUGGUCUCUUUCAGCAGUCUGUCACCCUACCUCAUUGCAAACUUUGGUCUUGUGGAGUCCAUGCUUCAAUGCAUCAGAACUGUUUUAGGCAGCAUAAGGGAGACCUACACAACAUUUAGCAGGGAGUUUUAAUGUUGUGGUUGAUCAGUUUACCUUUCCCAAGAGACAUUUUUCUGGAGAGUCUGUUCAGUGAGAAAUCUACAUUCCACAGUUUUUGUUUGAGCUCACAAGGCAAGAUGAAUUGUCACGUGGCAUCCUUGCUGCUUGACUCGCUUCCUGCCAUAGUUUAUGCUGCAGAAUUGAAUUUCGAUCUUGAAUCAUUAACUACGUGCCUUUACAUUCAUGAAGAGAUUACAUUUUAAUAAGCAUCUUCUUGCUAUGAUUUUGUUUGUUUACUUCGUUGGCUAUAGUAUUCUGCAUGGCAGGGUCACCAAAACUGGAUGAUUGAAAACUGGACAUCUUGCCUGGUCUCAACACUAUUUCAGUACUGUGACCGGCAGAGUGUAUGUUCAGAAUGUGGUAUAGACUGUAUGACUCUAUGGACCCAUCAUGCCAUGUGUUGAAUGUGCAGGCUGGUAGUGAUGUGAGGGAAUGCUUCAUUGCCAGCUGAUCGUCAUUUGACACUGUUUUUGUUUUUGAAUGGAUGCUUCCAACGGGAUAAAGCAUUAUGUCUCAAAGCAUGCAUCUCAGCCUGGUCAACGAACAGAAACCGGUUUAACUUAAUAGAGCACAUUUGAGAUGGAGAUUAACAGGCGUUUUGUACCAUUAAUAUGUAGAUGACAAAUGUGCAGGAAGUGAGAAAUGUCAGUGUGACGGCAUGCAUCAUCUGGAAUCCAUGCUGUGAGAUAGUCACAUUAUUAUGGUGUGUAUGUAUAUGAGUGUUAUUUGAAUAUGUGUGAGUAUAUAAUAAUUUGAAUGUAUAAAAUAAUUGUACAUUUUGGUUGGAAUUGGCUUUUGCUAGAGCUUAAUGGCAUGGUUUUCCUUUUUCCCACUUCUAGCUGACGGAGCUGAAUACAUUCUUCUUAAAACAUAUCUUUGUAUUCCAAGCUAGUCACGCACUGAGCUGGUGUCGGAUUCUUUUCAUCGGAGUGAUAACAGCCCCUACUGUCAGGUAAUAAAUCUUGUUCAGCUUUGGAAGGACUGAAUAAAUGAAUAUUUUCAGGAAGCUUGCAUUUCAGCACAUAAUGUAUGUUUUACAUUAUGAAUUGGUUAGAAUUUUUAGCAUGCUGUACCUUGGGUCUUAUGUUCCCAAUAUUCCCAAAAUGUUUGUUUAUUUUGUAGUUCAUUGUGUUUUGUUCUUUGAAAUAUAUUGAUUCGUGGAGGGCUAUUUACUAAAGCGAGACCUUCAAAUGAAUAUCACAUUUUAAGGUGAAUGCAGACUGACUACAUGAAAGCAUAGCUUAUUGAGAAUUUUUAAAAUUUCUGUUUUUUUUUUACCUUAAAUCUGAAAUUCACUUUGAAUUCUCACUUCAGUGAAUAACCUUGAUAGUGUACAUCACUGUGGUUGCAUUAUCAAUGACUAAUGCUGUUUUGCAUUUGGUAGAAAUCUGGUUAGUGCCCACCUUUUUUAAUUGGCACCCUCUGUUACUUUAUACAAAAAAUGCCAUCUGUAUGUAGUGCCUUUUUCACCCAGGACCCACAGCGUAUAUUUUUAGCUCAUCAAACUAUGGAUUCUUAUCUUGAUAGUACACAGAGUGUAGCAUGUAGCAGGAUUUAGUUGCAGACAGGGCCGUCUUUAACGCAGGGCAAACGGGGCAGCUGCCCCGGGCCCUGUCCCAGCUGGGGGCCCAAGACAGCUGCUCCUUUUGCCCUCUGCCCGCAAACUAUGGGGGCCCAUCGGGUGGCCCAUGCCCUUAGGGCCACCCGGUGGGCCUGUGUCGGCAGGGGCCCGGUCGGGCGCUGUGGCGCUUUAACAGCGCGACCGGGCCCUUGCUUUUUCGGCAGCACUGGGAGGAAGUGACAGCCGCGCGUCACUUCUUCCCACAGAAACAGGAGCCGCCCGGGAGGAAGGAGCUGUUCCGGAGGGGGCCAGGCCGGGAGAGCUUAAUUCCAAGCCACCCCACUAGACCCCAGGGAAGCCACCCUCCAGGAAAAGGUAAGAAACUGGAGGGUGGUUAUCAAAUUUUGCAUGAGUGUCUGUGUGUGUGUGAGUAUGUAUGUCUGUCUGUCAGUGUGCCAGUAUGUCUGUGUGUGGUUCUGUAUGUCUGUGUUUGUCAAUAUGUCUGUGUGUAUGUGUGUUUCAGUAUGUCCGUCUGUGUGUAUAUAUGCCAGUAUGUCUGUGUGUGUGUGUGUCGGUCAGUGUCUGUGUGGUUCAGUAUGUAUGUGUGUAUGUGUGUUUCAGUAUGGCUGUCUGUGAGUGUCAAAAUGUCUGUAUGUGUGUGUCUGUAUGUCUGUCAGUGUGUGAGUCUGUCAGUGUCCAUGUGGUUCUGUAUGUCUGUGUGUAUGUGUGUUUCAGUAUGGCUGUCUGUGUGUGUCUCUGUGUCAGUACGUCUGUCAGAAUGUGCCUUUGUAUCUGUAUGUUGUCCGUUUGUGUGUGUAUCUAUAUAUAGUCAGUGUGUAUCUGUAUGUGUCCGUGUUUGUAUGUGUGUAUCUGUGUGUCUGUAUGUGUGUCAGUGUGUGUGUUGGUGUAUCUAUAUGUAGUCAGUGUGUGUACCUUUGUAUCUGCAUGUAUCAGUGUUUGUAUCUGUGUAUCUGCAUGUUUGUCAGGUUGUGUAUCUGUGUUUGUGUCUGUGUGUCAGUGUUCUAUAUGUAGUCUGUGUGUAUCUGUAUGUUCUUGUGUGUAUCUAUAUGCGGUCAGUGUGUAUCUGCAUGUGUGUCAGGUUUUGUAUUUGUGUGUAUCUAUAUGUAGUCAGGGGGCCCAAGUUAAUGCUUGCCCAGGGUCCAAUCAGAAUUAAAGACGGCCCUGGUUGCAGAGCAACUAGAAUCAAGAACUGACAACUUACGUUUCAGAGAUCUUGUUCUUGCAAACCAGGAAGGUGUUUAUUAGACAUAACUUUGGGAACGCAGGGCUAUGAUUCCCAGUCUAUUCUUUCCAAAUGACUCUUCUGACAGGCUGGCAGGAAAACCAAUAUUUUCCAAAUAAAUAGCAAGGCAAGUUUUCAUGGUAUGCCUCAAUGGGACUGCUUGUUUUCUAUUGUGAUGUUACAUACUUGUAUAACAGCUUUUUUUUUUGCAUGCUCUCUUAUUAAAGCUUUUAUUUUUUUUCCGAUCUAUAUUUAAAUGUAACAAAUGCUGGCUUAACUAGCGUGUUUUCAGCAUAAUAUUCUCCAACAGUGACUUAUAAUAUUCAGGAUAAUAAUGUAAUUUUAGGAUCAGCCAAAUUCCUCAAUAGUAUUGUAAGUAAAGGUGUUCCAGGGCUUGUCUGGCUGGUGCAGCACUGGGCGCAUCCAUCAACCCUAUUCGCUGUGACUGAAUAUAUAAAUACAUAUACACAUGCAUACAUAAUGUACUUCUAUUUUAGUGUACGUCCUAUUUAAGGAAUAUAAAUAAAACGUUUUUUAAAAUGCUUUACUGGUAAUGAGAGCUGCUUGAAAGGGGGCAUUAGUAGAAAGUUCUGCAAAGCAGUCAAACAGAGAUGAUGAAUUAUAAUGACAAAAAUUGCCUGGCUUUGUUAUUGCCAAAUGAUCUAUAAUGAGCCAUACAGUAAAUAUUUUGCAUUUAUCUGCCAAGCUUCAAAGAUCCCGUAGAGGUUGCUAAUAAUACUUAGUCUUACAGUGUAAAUAUAAAAUGUAUGCUGUAGAGCUUGUGGGCUGCAGGCUCAAACCAUUCUUCAGAAAUUUUACAUAAAGAAGGUGCAUUGGAAUAUCUGUUGUAUUCCACACUAAGUUCUGCAGGAGUGAUGCAUCAAUCAGGGUUUGUCCUGGGAGUUUGCCAGCCCGUCACUAUAUGGCUUUGUGCAUUGGCUGGUGACCUGUCCGGAGUUGAAGACAUGCAUGCAUGGUAUGUGUGUUUGAAAGUGAACCGAUACCAUUGGUUGGAGAAAAGUAAUGGGAAACAGAGCGUGUAUCACCCUGGGCAUGCAUAAAUCCCUGUAAAUGCUCCAUCACGCAGUACAGGUCAUACUGAUUGAAAUUGGAGGAAUAUAAUGUUACAACUCCAGCAGCCUCCAUCCUUUAAACCCAUAAAUGUCAUGCCUCGUCUAAGUAGGACUAUCUACAAUGAUAUCUGUGAGUUUUGUGAGCGGUAAAUAAAGGCCAUUCAUUUGUACUUGCCUUCCCACGAAAAAUGUCUCCAGCCCUCCCCUGUUGUAAAGCUCAAUAGAGGGGAAUUAUAAUUAUUUUCUGGAAACUAGCAGGAACCUGUAAAUUUGAGGGUUAUGCUUAACAUUCCAAGCACCAUAACCACUACUGCUUGCUAGAGGUGGAGCACACCACAGGACUACUGGCACAUUAUCACCACUACAGUGUGCUGCAGUGGUUAUGGUGCUUAAGUGCUCCUUUAGAAAAAAAUGAUUCUAGGCAAGGUUCUAAAACUGGGAGCGACCAAUAUGAACAUUCACCAACACAACUUUAAUGUGUUUGAUAGAUUUUGGUCUCAUUAAUAUACUGUAUUUUUCGCACAAAAAAAAUACAUGUUUUGCUGAAUGUUACACCAUAAGCCUUCCUUUUUACCCGUCCCCCAUCCCAUUCACUCCAGGAAAAGCUUAGCUCAGUGGUUCCCAAACUUUUUAGGUUCAAGGCGCUUUUAAUAUUUCAAUAUUUUUCCAAGGCACCGCAAGUCAAAUUUUUUUUUAGGUUGUAUAUAUGUAUCGCUGUGGCAUAUACUGGGCCCCUAAUCUUGGGAGUGGCACUGGUAGAUUAUCUAAAGAAACAAUCCAGCCACAAUAACUACUUCAUUACAUUGUACUGGUUAUGGUGCCAGUAGUGCCCUCCCAGUGUAAGUAGUCAAACUGUUUAAGAACAAUUUGACAACUUACCUGGGGUCUACCGGGAUAGGGGCUGUAGUGUGUGGUGCAGUGUGUGUACAGGGGUGCAUUGUGUUUGUGAAAGAUGUAGUUUUUGUGUGUGUGUGGGGAGGUUUGUGCGUGAGGUGUGCAGUGUGUGGGGGUGCAGGUUGUGUGACGGGUACAGUGUGUGUGUGUGGGGGGGCAGGUUGCAUUAGGGGUGCAAUGUGUGUGUGGGGGUGCAGGUUGUGUGACGGGUACUGUGUGUGGGGAAGGGUGUGUGUGUGGGAAAGGUUGUGUGUGUGUGUGGGGGGAAGGUUGUGUGUGUGUGUGGGGGGGUGUGUGUGUGUGUGUGUGUGGGGGGAAGGUUGUGUGUGUGUGUGUGUGUGUGGGGGGAGGUGUGUGUGUGUGUGUGUGGGGGAGUGUGUGUGUGUGUGUGUGUGUGGGGAGGUUGUGUGUGUGUGUGUGUGUGGGGGGGGAAGGUGUGUGUGUGUGUGUGUGGGGGAAGUGUGUGUGUGUGUGGGGGGAGGUUGUGUGUGUGUGUGGGGGGGGAGUGUUGUGUGUGUGUGUGUGUGUGUGUGUGUGUGGGGGGAGGUGUGUGUGUGGGGGGGAGGUGUGUGUGUGGGGGGAGGAGGUGUGUGUGUGGGGGGGGAGGUGUGUGUGUGUGUGUGUGUGGGGGGAGGUUGUGUGUGUGUGGGGGGGAGGUUGUGUGUGUGGGGAGGGGAGGUUGUGUGUGUGUGGGGGGAGGUUGUGUGUGUGUGGGGGGGAAGUGUGUUGUGUGUGAAGGGGGAAAGGUUGUGUGUGUGUGGGGGGAAGGUUGUGUGUGUGUGUGUGUGUGUGUGUGGGGGGAAGGUGUGUGUGUGUGGGGGAAGGGUGUGUGUGUGUGGGGGGAAGGUUGUGUGUGUGUGUGUGAAGGUUGUGUGUGUGUGUGUGUGGUGGGGUUGUGUGUGUGUGUGUGUGUGGGGGAAGGUUGUGUGUGUGUGUGUGUGUGGGGGGAAGGUGUGUGUGUGUGUGUGUGUGUGGGGAAGGUUGUGUGUGUGUGGGUGUGUGGGGGUGUGUGUGUGUGUGGGGGAAGGUUGUGUGUGUGUGGGGGGAAGGUUGUGUGUGUGUGUGUGUGUGUGUGUGUGGGGGAAGUGUGUGUGUGGGGGGUUGUGUGUGUGUGUGGGGAAGGUUGUGUGUGUGUGUGUGUGUGUGUGUGGGGGAAGGUUGUGUGUGUGUGGGAAGGUGUGUGUGUGUGGGGGGGAAGUGUGUGUGUGUGGAAGGGGUGUGUGUGUGUGGGUGUGUGUGUGUGUGGGGGAAGUGGGUGUGUGUGUGGGGGUGGGUGUGUGUGUGGGGUGUGUGUGUGUGUAUGGGGGUGUUAUUGUGUGAUGUGGGGUCUGUGGGGGUAGGAGGGAGGCCAGAUUAUAUCUUUUUUAUUUUAUUUUUUUUACCUUUUUUUAUUUUUUUAUAUUACAAAUAAAAAUGAUACCCCAUCCCCCUCCCUCCCUGCUUACUUUUGCCUGGGAGGGGGGACAGUACUAAUCACUGGUGGUCCAAGUGGGGGGAGUGAUCUCUAGCAGCCUCAGGAGCUGCUAGAGUUCACUUUCCCGAGAUUUGGAGCGUUGCCGCGGUAAAAAGAAGAGAACCUGGCGGAGCUGCAGGUUAGAGCUCUCCCAGGUCCUUUCUCCCUCCCCUCCCCUGCCAGCUAUCAGCAGUAUACUGCGAGCGGGCCAGAGAGGAAGAUCUCUGAUCUCCCCUCCGGUCCUGCAGAGCUGUCAGGGGAGAGCACAGUUCCCAGUGCUAUGAUUAUAGCACCAGGAAAUUAUCUUGCGUCGCCCCAGUGUGCCCGUCGCAGUUUGGGAACCGCUGGCUUAGCCCAUAACAGCACUGAGUGACUCUAACUAUAGAGCAAUUCAAAGAAAAUGACACAUGCAAUGUAUCCUAUAAACUUUGUAUGUUUAUUUGAAUACUUAAAUCUGCUUCUUGCUUCUAAUAAAAACAUUAAAAACAAACAAAAAAAUUUUUUUUUUAUUUAGCCACAUGUUUACUUUAUAAGUGCUUUUGUUGGGUUUAAAAAAAAAAGUUAAAUGUAGAAAUUCAACACUGUUGCAUUUACCAAUUUCGUGGAACCGAGCUCCUCCAUUUUGAUUUCUUACACCAGGAGGAACCAUAGUAAGGGAAGAAGGAGAUACAGAAAGAAAAAUUUUACUCCAGUGUAACCUGUUCAAUAACUGAGCUGGAUUGUGGUGUUGCUUACUAAAACUUAAACAUGACUUUAAUCCCUUAAGGACACAUCGUGUGUGACAUGUCAUGAUUCCCUUUUAUUCCAGAAGUUUGGUCCUUAAGGGGUUAAAGCAGGCUUCCCCAAACUCCGCCCCUAUAGUUGCUGAACUACAGCUCCCAUUAUUCUAUGAAUGAAAUAGGCUGAGAAUUAUGGGAGUUGUAGUUCAGCAACAUCUGGAGGGCCGGAGUUUGGGGUAGUCUGCUUUAAAGUAAAGCUAACCAUCACAUGGAAAAAAAAUUGUUCAAGUGAUGGCUGUUUUUCAAUGUUUUAUUCAGUAAUGUAAUUCACAGACAAGUGCCAGUUUCACUUUUCAGUAGUCACCAUCUUCACAUAAACAAAAUAUUCCUGGGAAUUUCUUGCCAAGUCUUCUCAUUAAUAUGGCAAGUGAAAAAUAGCAUAUUUAAAAAAUCCUUAUUUAAUUUUUUUAUUCUCUUUUUUUUUUUUUUGUAGACAAUACUACGCCUAUCUCACAGACACGCAAUGCAAAAGGGUCGGCACUCAGUGCUGGGUGUUUGGGUAAGUACAUACAACUAUAUUUCAUAACUUACGUCAACUGUGUUUCGCUAUACAGUGCAAUUUUAAAUAAAAGAUGUCCCAUUUGCAAGAACCUUCCACUGGCUUGCAUAUAUAGCACUAUACAUAACCCUCUGCUACUUUUGUGAUUCCUGUACUGGAUGAAAUGGUGUGAUUGGCAUACCCACCGCAUAUUGUCAGGGCAGAAUAAUUGGAUAUUCUGUGCUGUGUUCAGUCAAAGACCGUGGGAGUUAAUCGUUGAUACUCUCAACAUACAUAGACUGCAUUAUCUGUAAUGGCCAACUAACCAUUUAGAAAAUGUAGUCUACAACAGCUAGAGUACUAAAUCCAAUCCAAAAAGCGGUAAAUAACAUAUCCAACCAUUGUAAUAGAUUAAUAGUAAUCUUUCUGAACACUGCCAAAUGUAUUUUAUUUUAAGUUUAGUUCCUUUUUUUUUUCUUUUUACAGAUAUUUGUUAUUUCUAAGAUUUAACUUUUUUUCUUUUUUUUUUCCUUCAAGGAUUUAAAGUAUUGCACAAACUAUUAUAUUCAGCAAAUUAAAGGGACACUCUAUUGUUAGGAAUAUAAAGCUGUACUCCAAACACUAUAGUGUCCCUCUGCCCUUGUGCCCCCAACCCCCGGUGGCUAUCAAAGGAUUAAACUAUUUUUUUCACUUGCCUUUUUUUUUUUUUUUUGCGCUGGGAUCCUUCAGUCUCCACCUCCUGCGAUGUCACUGGUAAGGGGAAACAUAAUGUACAUGCGUGGCGAGUGCCAUACGUGUGAUCGCCCUUCAGUAUUAAACCUGCAAUGAAAUCUUUGCAGUUUCUAUAAACUGCAAUGUUUCAGCUGCAGGGUUAAAGUGAUGGGGACAAUGCACCCAGACCAUUUCAAUGAGGGUGCCUAUGACCAAUCAUGAAUGUCUGUCUGUUCCUUUAAUUUUACUCAGUUUCAAAGUGAUCGUGGGAAAAAAAAACAGACCUUUCCACUAUUACAUUUUUUCUGUACUUCGAGCUAGUCUACAAGAUAAUAAUGUUUAGUCUUCCAGUAACAUGAAAAUAUGCCAGGAGAUUAAUGUAGAAUGUAACUAAAUAAAUUAUGCAGUUUAUAAAGGAAAUAAACUGUGUUUUUUCAGGUUGCCAUUAAGAUUUAAACAGUAUGUCCUCAAUUUAAUGUUGUUUGAUUAAGAUUUCCAAAUUAUUUCAUAUUUUUGACUAAACUUUUAGAAUGAUUUAAUCAUUUGUGUUGUGGUAACUCCAAUAUUACACAAAUUGAAUAUUUUGCCGCAGUGGCCCAUGAAACAUUACCUGGAUAAAAAUAUUGCUCAGACUUUAAAGGGAAACGUUGAAUACGCCAUGGAAGUUAAAAGAAAAUAAACUAAUUUAAAGAUGUAAGUUUUGAGAUAUCCAUAUAUCCAGCACAGCUAGAUCAAUAAUCAGGAAAUGGGUUCCUCAAGAAAUGUAGUAUAUUUAUUUAUAAGUGCUCUAUCAUGGUUAGUAAAACAUUAGUCUUAAAUUUAAAGACUGUUUCUUUCAUCCAAAUACUGUGCUGGCAGACUUGUUAGCAAAUUAAUCAAAUGGGUAAUGGAAAUUUAUACUUGAAUAUGAACAGAUUUUUUUAAAUGGGGGUUUUGUUAUUUUUAAAAACUUGUAUUUUGGAAACCGCUUAUUGCUCCAAGGAUAAAUCUAACUGCAAUUUUGGAGUCCAUAAGAAUUUUUCCCGUUUUGUGGCACAAGCGGGAUAGCAUUUUGAUUGGCUAUUUUUUUUUUUUUUUUUGGAUCAGCAGAAGCACGUGUGAAAAGAUGAACUUGAUGAACCCAACUCUCCUUUCAAUAAGUAGCCUGCUAUCAUCAGCCACCAAAUAUAUGGGGCACAUUUUGUAAACCACGUUUCUUCUCUGUAUGGCUCAUUCAUGCCAAAACACAGUAUAAUUCUAACAUUUUGUGAGGGCAAGAGUAGGUUUUCAUCACGUCUCUCGAACAGAUUCUAAGAAUGGCGUGACAUCGCAAGGAUUGCGUAAAUGUACAGACAAUAAAAUUAGGUUUUCCUAUGAUUAGAGAAGAUGAUGAGAAGGUUCACAUAAAUACUGAAAGAUAAAGUUUAUAUGUAGUAUGACAUUCAUAUUUAAAACAUUGAAUUAAGUUAAAAAGUGAACUGUACAUUAUUAUUGGGAUUUAUAUAGCUCCAACUUAUUCCGCACCGCUUUACAAUAUUAUGAAUGGGGGAUAUUUAACAAUAAAUCAGACAUUUACAAAAUGAUACAGGAACAAUGGGUAGAUGAGUAUCCUGCUUACAGUCUAGAGGACAUGACGGGAAAACCUCCUGAUAUAAAACCACUGUAACAUUGUAAUAACCAUUUUUAUUGUUUCAUUGUGCUAUAAGGAAAACAUUACAUUUCAAGAUGUAUAGUGGAUGGAAUGAAUAAUAAUAUUCAUGAGUAAUAGUAAUAACUAGUUCCUUUUAUUUGAGAUGCCAAAUGUGUCCCAGUCUUCCUUUAUGCUGCUUAAUUUUAUCAUUAUUUUCUCUCUUCCACUGUGUUGCCAAUAUGGCAUCAGAUGACUUAAUAAUGGACAUAUAACUAGCGAUAUGCGUGUUAGCCAGGUAAGGACCAUGCUGGAGGAGUCUGGCUCUUUGCAUGUAGCUCCCAGUUGCAUUGCAUCCUCUAAAGCUGGGGAAGGCAUCCUGCAACAGUAUUCAAACAACUGGAUUAUGGAUGUUCUAGAUUGAUAAUGACUGGAGGGUCACAGGAUGCCUACCUUUACUUUAAGGCAACGGUGAAGAACUUUUAAGAUCACACGAUGGCAGCGCUUCAUCUCCUCUAUCUAAUCUAUCCUUGCCCUGGUUCCGAUAUAAGCAUGGAGAUUCAAUCCGUUCUUUAAAUUCUUUCUGCCAGUUUGGGAUCUUGACCUGAAGUUCUCCUAUUCUAGACCAGUUUGUCACGUUUCUUGGUAAAAGAUAUCCUGCUUGCGUACUGACUUUGACAUACUGUGACCAAUCUUUAAAACUAGUCCUGCUUAAAAACAUCUGUUAAAUUGUUUAAACGGUGAGCUAUGAUUUACAUUAGUUUGAAUGUCCUAUGAAAUGCGCUUUUCUAGAUUGGCACAACUUGUAUACACUUAUGUAGAAAUCAAAGACUGAUACCUUCACUCUACUAGUUAGUGUUCCAUGUUUUCAAUAUUUUUUUAUUUAUUUAUUUCUCAAUGGUGGGAGUUAUUUUGCUUCUUUUGGAACUUUUUAUAACUCAUGCUGCUUUUCCUACAUAUUAGACAUUUAAUUUUCCUAAGUGACUGCACAGAUUUUCUUUUUUUUUUGCACCAUCUCCUGAAUUAUUGGUGUAUUUUAAUACUCCAGUUAUUUAUUGUUUUGUUUUUUUUUACUCUGUAAAAACUGGGAACAUUAUCAUUUAUGCUAAAUAUCUUCCAUACAAAGCUGUAAUUUAUUUUUGUUUCCCUUUAAUGAAAGAAAUGCUGUGUAACAUAGACCCCAAUAUUCAAGCAUGCUUUUAUUUGUUUUCUCAGCUUGUGUUAGAUCUAAUAUCUUAGCAUGGUAGUCUAUACUUGGCAGACUCCUAGAAUCAUACUUUAUUAAGUACUAUUUUAUUUAUAAAGCACAUAUGCAAUUUUUAAGAUCGUCCAAUGAGCUGUAACAUAUUUCAAUUGUUGAUAACAUAACUUUUAAUAGAGUAAAAACCAGGAUAGUUGAAGAAAACACUGGAGAGACCGUGUGUUAAAGGGUUGCUCUAAAUAUCAUAACCACUACAGCUCCUCCUGGUUUUUGUCAAAUUGUUUACAAUCCGUUAAUACAAGGCUUUAGUUUACGUAGAAUGGUCCUGUUAAACAAAAAGACACUGAACCUCAGUUUGAGAAAACACUGAUUGUUCGAGAAAUCUGAAUAGAAUAUCCAGACUCAUUGGCAAGGUCACAAAUACCAAAAAUAAACAUUCUCUAUAAAAUGGUUAUCUGCCAGAUCUUUUUGUGUUAAUAAAGAAAGGUGGUGAUGGUGUAAUGGCUUUUUUACUUAGCACCUUGAAACACAGUACAUUUUAUUAUCUCAAGCGGGUUUAAAAUUGCACAUGACUUUAGUUCCAGCAGAGGGCCAUUAACCUAAAGUGGCACGGGCACAAAUUGCUGCUGCAAAUAUGUACAGGAAUCACGUAAUGCUGCCCAAUAAACAUGGAUCAAACCCCUAGCAGAGAUAGGCAACACUUGGCACCCCAGAUGUUGUGGACUACAUCUCCCUUGAUGCUUUGCUAGCAUUAUGGCUGUUAAGAUAUAGUCCAAAACAUCUGGAGUGCCCAAGGUUGCCUAUCCGUGCCCUAGAGAAUGCUCCCAUGCUGUGUUUCUGAUAUUGCAUACACCGUCCUCCUAUAAGGGUUUAUGUCUUACAUAAAUUGAUCUAACUAUGGAGUCUAUAAAUGCGUUGCAGCUAAUGUCACACAUUUACAUGCAAAUUGUUGGAGGUUAAUGAACUAUAAAUGGGAAUCUUAAUCCAAACCAGUUAUGAUUUCUAAACAAAACAGGCAGCGUUACUUAUGUUUCCAUGCCCAUUCCAAAUUAUAUGUUCUUUAUUUCAUCAUCCAAUUUGUCAUUCUUCUACUUGCCUGUCCCCUUUGUUUUGUUAUUUUUACAUUUAAUUUAUUACCGCGUCCUGUUUGGGUUUGAUUUUCUGCGCAUGGAUGGAACAAUAAUUUAUAAGAAAAUAUGGAGGGAAAAAAAUCACCAUCCCUCUUUCCAGUUUAACUUACCCAGGAGUGCAGCUGCUCUGUUUCUUGUAUGAUGUUGGUUCCUGAGGCAAUUCUUAAACAGUUCGGUUUCUUUCACAGGAAGGGCUCCAGGGCACUGAUGGUACCAUAACUACUACAGUAAAAGAACAGUCAGAACAUCCUAAUAAAAUGUAACAUUAUCUUUGUUUUGUUUCUGUACAGUGCAAUUGCCUUCCUUGAAGCACUCGUAUGUAUAAAGUUUGGUCAAGAUCUCUUCUCCAAGACACACAUGCUGUAUGUGGUACUUUGGCUUCUCUGCGUUGUAAGUAGACAAUCUUUUUUUAUAAUUUACAAUACACAUGCUUUAAAUGUGGGCCUGUGGGAGUUUUACACUUUGCUGAUUGUAACAUCCAAAGUCUUUUUUUUUUCUGUGACCUCCUAGUAAAGAUUGAAUAAUGUACCUUGUGGAAAAGAGAUGAAACUUUAUUCAGUCAUAUUUAUCCUUACAUUAGCACAUUAUGUAAUUUCCCAGAACCCUCUAUCAUAAUAGCUGCUGUGUAUUAUUGUCUGUUAGCCAACAAAUAUUCAGUGUACUACUACCAUACUGGGACGCAGACGCCAUUUUGUGUGUGGAGUGGGGGGUUAAAUAAUAUGCAAGUGUUUCAUUCUCCCCUAGGAACCCGCCAGGUUUUCAGUACCUCUCAAGGUCACUAGCUUGGUGUGUGUUGUUGCAGACUCUGCAACUUGAAUCUAUGACCUGAAAUCUGAUUCUGCUCACAGCUGUUCCUCUUUGGCUAACCAGCUUCUUUUCUUAAAGGGACACUCCACUGCCCAAAUUAAAAAAUAUAUAUAUAUAUAUAUAUAUAUAAUAGAUCUACACCAAUGAAAACAUGCAUGUAUUUAAUUAUGCAUUUUUUUUUUAUAGGGGGUAUAUCUUAAAACAGCUUGCACAAAGCUGCAUAUCUCUUUUGCAAGCCCUCCCCUUUAUCCUCAGCCUAGACUUUAUGUGGCUAUCCAAUCACAGACUUCCCAAUGCAGCUCAACGAGAAGUCUUCAGCAAGCUAAAGUGCUUUCAGUGUUUGAGGUGUUCCUUUAAGACCGGACCUUUCUAUUUGUGCCUUUUGCCACAGAAUUGUUUUGAUCUUGUUUGGCUGUUUUGUUCCUAAAGUCCUCUGUAGACCUACAAAUCUUCCAUGACCCACGUUUACACCAGCUGGAAUUCUCCGACGCCACCUAACCAAAUUAGACAUUUGCAAAAAUUAGUUUUAAGCGAUUUUAUCAGAAUAACAUUCCUGGUAAUCGCUGUAUCUGUAAUUUUGCAAGAUGAGAUUGAUUUUAGAAUUGUUUAAUUUAACAUAAUUGUUUAAUUUAUCCAAGUCUAAUUGAAAUAAUAUGAUUUCCAUAAAUGCUAAAUAUGAUUUUUCUUUAACAUUUGUCUUUUAAUACAAAGAGCAUUAUUUGUGUUAAUUUUACGGUUAAUCUUCCUUGUAGGCUAUUACUACGUUUUUGUGCCUGUAUGGCAUGGUGUGGUAUGCAGAUCGCUACGGCUCACGAGAAAAGGUAAAUUUCUCUUUCUAUCUGUAUGGAAACUUAUUAUGGUGCAAAGAGGGUGUGGGAGAAGCUUCCACCAGCACGCUUGGCCUGCAAUUACCAUCACUGCUAGCCAUGGAGGAGAAACUUAAGGCACUGGUUAAAGUAAAAAAAAUGUUAAGAUAAAAUUUAAUUUAGUUUUAUUUUUUUCAAUCUGGUUAAAUGAUGACACACAAACUGUGGUGACCACAUUCACCACUAAAGUGAUCUGUAGUGGAUAAGGUGUUUAGCAUGCUCCUUCAAACAAUAAUCUAUCAUGCAAUGAACAAAUACUUCAGUAAAGCAAUUCAUAUUUUAUUGAUAAAGUAGACACUGUUACACUCCAUAACUACUACAGCCCUCCUCUAUGGAGAUGUUAAAUGUAUUAAAUGUCUGGGUCAGUGGGUGUGAUGAUUGGUUCACCACCAUAUUCACUUAUCAGCCACAACAUUAAAACUACAAGCCUAAUAUCGUGUAGGUACCCAUUGUGCUGCCAAAACAGCUCUGAAGCAUAGAGGCAUGGACUCCACAAGACAUCUAUACAGAAAAAGGAUAGGGGGCACUCCCAAGACCUGCAUUUUGUAUGAAAGGUGCAGCCGCAGUGACCAAACUUCAUACAUAAAACAAUAAAUAGUUGCAGCGCACUCAGACUACAAAACAAUAUAUAAUACAAAGAAGGCUACUAAAAUGCCUAUCUGAGAAUAAAUAUGGGGAUUUAGUUCCACCAUAUGGCCAUAUGUUGUUAAGCCCACCACUACUUUCAAAGUACCCCAAUAUUGGUGGGUCCUACGCUAAAAAUGUGGGGGAACAAAUUAAAUAGUACUAGUGUUGAAAAUUACAAGUGUUAAAUUAAAUCUUGAUAAGAGCAUAGUGAGUAUACAAAAAUGAGUGAUGAAAGCAAUUAAAAACAGUGUUAAAACUAAACAAAUAAUGUGUUAGUGCUAAAAAGAGUAUACUCAUUAUAGCAGAUGAUAUCUGUGCUGACUAGAGAAAAUAAUAAAAGUGGGGUACUUUGAAAGUAGUGGUGGGCUUAACAACAUAUGGCCAUAUGGUGGAACUAAAUCCCCAUAUUUAUUCUCAGAUAGGCAUUUUAGUAGCCUUCUUUGUAUUAUAUUUUGUUUUGUAGUCUGAGUGCGCUGCAACUAUUUAUUGUUUUAUGUAUGAAGUUUGGUCACUGCGGCAGCACCUUUCAUACAAAAUGCAGGUCUUGGGAGUGCCCCCUAUCCACAAGACAUCUAGACAUAUCCUGUGGCAUCUGGCUCAAAGACAUUGGCAGCAGAUCCUUUAAGUCCAGCAAGUUGUGAAGUGGGGGCAUCUAUGGAUCAGAUUUGUUGCUCCAGCAUAUCCUACAGAUGCUCAAUUGGUUUGAGAUCUGGGGAAUUUGGGGGCAAAGGAAACACCUUGAACUCUGUCAAGUUCCUCAAAGGAUUCCUGAACAAUGUUUGCAGCGUGGCAGGGUGCAUUAUCCUGCUGAGAGAAGCCUCUGCCAUCAGGAAACACCAUAGACAUGGUCUGCAACAAUCUCCGUGUCAAAAAACAUCCACAUGAAUGCCAGGACUUAAGAUUUCCCAGCAGAGCAUAACACUGCUUCCGCCGGCCUGCCUUAUUCCAAUAGUGCAUCCUGCUGUGGCAGCAGGAUGUUUUUCUCUAGGCUAAACGACACAAACGCAUACGGUCAUCCUCCUGAUCUAAAAGAAAACAUAAUUCAUCAGACCAAGCAACCUUCUUCCAUUGCUCAAUGGUCCAGUUCUGAUGCUCAUGUCUCCAUUGAAGAUGCUUUCGGGGGUGUACAGGGGUCAUCAUGGGCACUCUGACCAGCCCCAUAUGUAGCAAAUUGUCCUUUCUUGCAUUACUGUUGGUAGGUCCUAAGCACAGUAUACCAGUUACACCCCACAAGAAAUGCUGUUUUAGAGAUGCUCUGUCCCAGUCAUCUAGCCAUCACUAUCUGGCCCUUGUUAGAAUCACUCAGAUCUUUUUGCUUGCCCAUUUUUCUUGCUUCCUACACAGGAAAUUCAAGAACUGACUGUUCACUUGCUGCAUAAUAUACCCCACUGCUAGACAGGUGGCACUGUAAUGAUAUAAUCAAUGCUAUUCACUUCACCCAUCAGUGGUUUUAAUGUUGUGACUGAUCAGUGUAGAACCUUAUGUACUUUAUGAAUGACUGUCGUUUACUGUUGGCAAAAGGGGAGAGUCCAAGGCAAUCUAGCCUUUAUUUCAGAAAUAUGGCAUUGUACAUUAGAAUAAUGGCAACUAAUUAAAAACGAGACAUUUUUAUUUAGGUUACUCAUGUAAUAGUAUAAUAAAAAACCUCUGCACGUUUCAACAAAUCAAAUGAUGCAAGGUCAAAAGAGCCUCCUUAGUUCUAAAAAAAAAAAAAGACCAUAAAUACUAAAAUUAGGGAAAAAUAUUUAUGCAAGGUCUUUAAUUCAUAUUUUUUAAUCUGAACUGCUACCUUAAAGGCUUUUGUAAUAACCUUUAAGACAUUCUAACUAAACACUUUAGUAGUGGGUAUUGCUUGUAAGUGUAACAAAACUGCAACUGUCUACUUACCGUACUAAUAGAGUGUUCCACAUUUUAUUAAUUAAGGACUACUAUGAAUCUAAAGGAACACUAUAGGGUCAGGAACUCAAGCAUGUAUUCCUGACAUUAUAGUGUUAAAAACACCAUCUACCCCCCCCAAAUAUAGUAAAAUCUUAACUUUAUUCCAAUCUGCUGGUGCUGACUCUGAAUAUAUAGUGUUCCUUUAGAUUCAACUGCCUCCUUGGCUGACAUCUUUAGAAGUGAUGAACUCAGCCAAUCCAAUGCUUUCCUAUAGGAAAGCAUUGGAUUGGCUGAGAUUGUCAAUUCUGAUGAUCUCAGCCAGGGGUGGAGCCAAAUGCCACCCUGUCCAAUCAGCAUCUCAUCAUAGAGAUGCAUUGCAUCAAUGCAUCUCUGUGAGGAAAGUUCAGUGUCUCCAUGCAGAGUGUGGAGACACUGAAUAUCAGUGAUAUACACUGUGCAGAACUGCCCCAGGAAGCACCUCUAGUAGCCAUCUGAGGAGUGGCCACUGGAGGUGUACCUAGACUGCCUUCAGGGACUGACUAUACUUAUAUAAGUUGUAGUUGUUCUGGUGACUAUAGUGUCCCUUUAAACAGGAGAGAAGUGAUUUUAUCACAGCCUUUUGUGACCUAAUAACAGUGUAAACCAAUGUUGUUUUAGAGUGUUGAUGUCACUAAAUCUUUUGUUCACCUAUCUUAACCCAUGUACUUUUGCUAAGAUGCCUCUGUUUUCUUAAUUAAGUUAAAGUUGUUUUAGUGCCUAUAGUAUCCUAUUAAUUUUCCAGUUAAAUUUCAUCUGAAAUUUAAAAAAUAUUGAUUUGGAUGAAACAAAAAUGUUGUUAGUUUUAUGAAUUUGGAUGUCAAUUAGUCAUUAUGGCGGAUGAAUGUGACAGUCACAGAGUUGCAUUGUAGCAGAUUAGGACAUUAUCUGAUAAACUGAUGGAACAUCAAAAUUAGGAAAAACACUUUUCUUUUGAUCCUUCAGCUGCUUAGUAGUAGUCUACGUAAUUUGCUAUCCUUAUCAAAGCAAAUGGUUGAGAAACGAUUAAAUUCUUUACAGAUCUUUUCAUUUUAUAUUUUGUCAUUUUUGUGAACUCGGAUGCUGUACAAUUGCCACGUCAGCAAAUUGGGACAAAACUUUAUUUGUAAUGAAACUUACUGCAUAUGUCUAGUACUUAUGCAAAGAAUGUGAACUUGAGACAUUGAUAUGUCAACCCAAAACCUGCAGAAUUAGCUUGUAUAACACGUACCCUCUAAUUGUGUACUCCUGAAAUGUUUCAAAAACCUUCCAUAGGCAAAUUAAAGUUUUAACUUCAUUACCAAUUCCCUCUUCGUUUAUAGAAAUGUAAAGUGAACUUUUUGUGGAAUGUUGGUUGUUUUUUUUUUUUCUCUCUUUACUCAACCCAUAUAUGUAUUGUUCUUUUUGCAGACAUAUUCAGAAUCUGAGGACAACACAUAUAAUACUGAUGUACCAUGGCAACAUGUUGAUAAAAUUGGUAAGUUACUCCAGUGUCUAGCAUGAUGUUAAAAGUUCAAUUUCUUCUGCCUUGCAUAGUUCCUCUUGAUUUAGCCAUGUAGUGGUGGUCACGGCAGCACUGUAAGCAGGUAUUAUAAAUCUGCUUGGUUAGCCUAGGGUGUUGGGUCCAACAUGGAUAGUUGCAAUCAUUUUUAGGUAGCCUAACACAUAAGUAGCCAGAAAACAGGAAAAUGUGUCUCGAUUUUGUAACAAAGCGAUUUUUGUUAUAUAUAACUAGGCUCUGAAUAUAUUGUGUAUUUCAUGGGGGCUGACCCAAUCAAAAAAAAAAAUCCAGGUAUAUAGUGAUAUUCAUUACGUCAGGGUAGAUGGUGUUAUUUUGUUAGAUCUAACAUGCAAGAGAACUUAUUCGCAAUAAUUUUGUGGAGAGGGGAUCUGAAGACUAGUCAACAAAAAUGUGCAUGUUCAGUCUAACUGACAAAGUAUCAUCGUACAUCAUUUAACAAAGUUAAAUAAAAUGUAAUAAUAAAAUAACAAAGUUAUUAAUUUAUUAACAUUUUAAUUAGGGGAGCUAACCUAUUCUGAGGUUUGCUCUUCUUUGUCAAGCCUUUGUGCCAAAUACAAUUAUCAAUCUUAAACUGUUCAGCAAGAUAUAAGUGGCACUAUGAGCAAGGAGGCCCCUACAUCCAAGGUGACUUAGCAGAAGCAAAACUCAUAAACAUGACAAGAAGACUGACUCUGAGAUUUUGACCCUAGUUUGGGCUCUGCCAAGGUCAUCUUCACUGCAGAUAUCCAGAAUCUAAGGAUAACUGAAAGUGAGGUUUUGAGGGUAAUGAAAAACUUGAAAUAACAAUAAAUUAUCAUAAUUGGCACUAGUCAUUCGUUUUAAAACAUAAUGUGAUUAUGAGUUGGUUUUGACUUGCUACCUGGUUAUUAUGAAGAAAUCUAUGGAGAACGUACCUUUACAUCACUUGAAAUCACUGAUGCUGGACUAAAAUUAUUUUCUGUUUUUAUGGUGACAAAAAAUGCUACUAAAAAAAGUAUUUGCUAAUGGUGAAGGGCUAUAGUCCACAGAGAGGAGUUUUGCAAAAUAUACACGAUCUUUAUUUUAAUUUUUUUUAAUGUUUUUGUCACUUUUUCUCUUGUUCCACUUUUCGUCACUAGGUGUCCCCCUACUACAAUUUAGGAAAGCUGUAGAGCAAGUAGCUCUUCAUAUAUACAGAUGUUUGCUAUAGUCAUUCAUAUAAAGCACAAAACACCAAAAGAAGGAAAAUGCUUAAGCAUGUCUGCAGGCAGUCUCCUUUGUGUCGCUAUAUAGUCAUCAACAAUGUUUUUAGAGCAAAAUAACAACUGGAAAAGAGGUUAAAACAAGUACAUGCAGCUGUAGCAUGCACACGUGUUGCAAAUCAAGCAUUUUGAAUACUGUAAGGUCGGCCUGAGAAUACAAAUAUAAAUAGAAGUGUCCACAAAAAAAGGUGUUUUUUUUUUUGUUGUUGUUUGUUUUGUUUUUGUUUUUGUGACUGAUAAUCUGUUCUAGCUUGGUCGCCACCUGAAAGUUAAAAAAACAAAAAUUUUACUUCUCUCUACUGUUUUAACAAUGAUACCCAUGUGCUGAUAUCAGUACAGAUAUUAGCAGUGGGUUUCCUAUGGGUUAGUGGUAGGAUUAGGGAUAGGGUAAGGUAAGGGUUAAUACUAUUUUAGAGAUAGGGAUAGUGUAGGGUUAAGGUAGGUAUACAUUAGUGUACCCAUAAAGGUAUGGUUGGUAUAGUCCUUGGGGGCAGGGGAUUAAUAUAGGGCUAUCGUUAACUACCAGAAAAUAAGGUAGAUCUAAGACAUUUGCAGAAUUUAACAAUCAGGACUGAUACGUGAAUUUUAUUGUACUUUAAAAACAAUGUAUAAAUAUGUAGUGUGGCACUUAAAGUGAAACCCUUAAAUUGUGGUGGAACAAAAAUAUAACGUAAAUUCUAGUUUUUGUUUUUGUCCAGAACAUGGACAAUUGCCUCUGUCCUUGAGGGAUUAAUAUUGUAAUACAUUUUGCACUAUGUUUGCAGGCGAGUGGUUGUUUUUGUAUUCUUGUUUUAUUUUUCUAUUUGCACGGAGCAAUUCGAACCAUGCAUCCUUCAGUCAUACAUGUCAUUAAAUAAAUGAAUACCUUUUACUUUUAAAGUAGCAGUUCUAGCACAUUCUUGUUUUUCUUAUUUGAAGUUGAUAUAAAACCAGAACGAGGGUGAAGUGUGUCUAAUUCGCUGUCUGUGUUAUUACAUUUGCAGUGGAAGUCCCAUCAAAGCACAGUGAAAGCACAACGUCUCGAAGGAAGAACCGCUCUAGGGCAAAAGUAACGAAUGGAGUUGGCAAGAAAUGAGUCAUCCACAGCCAACAUUAAAACAGUGAGGAGAUGAACCUACGGCUUGGAACAUUGUGCUUAAUAUAAGGAAGACACAGUGUACAAGAUGAAGAAAGAAAUCAAGCUUGGGGUUCUUCAGGCAUCUGCAAGUUAACAAUCAUGUGCAAUCCCAAUUUCAAAAGUAUUGCUUGAUCUUCCCUGCUCCUCUAACCAUUUUUUAGAACUUUGGAAGACUUUGGAACUUCUGAUCACCAGUUUAGACAAACAAAACCUGUCUGUGUUAUGCAGCCGGAGAAAAUGGACCGGAUCAUCAACCUUUUUAGAGAUUCUUUUGUCCUGCUCCGCUUAUUUUCAACAUAAUAUUUCUCUUUUCUUGCUUGCAGUCUUGAAUGCCGAUGCCUCUGUUCACCAAGACCUGGUUGUGUUUUAAUUCAAUGUGUAGUGUUUCUACAGAUUUGUCACUUUGCUUUUUCCCCUAUAUAUAAUUAAUUUACACUCCCUGGGUUCAGAACCUGGUUGUCUUGCUUUUAAAGUUUAUUAUAGUGGUUUUUUUUUGUUUUGUUUUUUAUAUAUAUAUUUUUGUUUUCGUAGUAUGUAAUCUUUAUUUACAAUCACUAGUGCAUUUUGGACAAUUGUCUCUCAUAAUGUUAAGUGGAAAUCACUUAUACAAGGUUUACAGCCAUGCUAUUUUUUUUUUUUUUUUAGGUGUAAAUAGAUUUGUGUUUAUUGGUUAGUAUUACGUGCAGCUCAAAGUAGCGAGUUGGUAGGUAGCACUGAGACACACAUGACUGCAUAACGUAAAGGCCAGGAUUCACUCCAGAAACUCUUGUACAACAAAAUAAAAUGUAACUUCCUUUUUUGGUUUGGUAAUCACGAGGAAAAGGAUAACAUUAUAAUGCGCAUCAUUGAGGCACAAAAAUAAACCAUCACUUGGAAAAUUACUUGACUGAACUGAUUUUUCUUUGAGAGGGAAAGAAAACCAAAACAACAGACUUAACAGUAAAAGUAAUUGCUGUUUAAAAAAACAAACAAAAAAAAAACAAUCUGGAGACCGUAAUAUUUCAGUUGAAAGUCUAAACCAGAGACUGCAGUUUUCUUAAUGUAUCUCUCGUUUGUAUAUAUCAUUUUUUUUUUUUUUCCUGUCUUGCUCUCGGUUCUUCUGCAUCUAAACCAUCUCUUCCUUAUUGCCUUUCUUCCUUACUUUGGUGACUUUCUUCUUGCUCGUUUUCCCUCCUUCUAUAGUUCUUUGAUUUCCAUUUGCUUUUAAACCUUGAAUAUAAAUGAGAAAGGAAGACAUGUAACUUUCAAAUUUAAUAUACCGUAUUUUCAAAGACAGCCUGUUUGUUUAAUCUAAAGACUCCUUAGUAUGCCCAAACUCCAGCCCUUAUUGACCUAGAAAUUGUAUGAGAAAAUAAUUUAAAGACAAUUUUCAGUGUAUUUGAACAUCUUUUGAGCUUAGCAAAUGUUCUGGUUGAAGAAUAAAGGCUCUACAGUUAUUCACAA